AUGGAAAAACGCGAACUUUUGCGUGAGGCUACUAGACGUCCUUUAGAUGAUGCAGCUAAAGAGAGGAGACAAAGGAAAACUCUUAGCUUGUUGGAACAAGAUAAUCACAUUGAAGAACCCCACUCAGAUGUGAAGGGAACGAAGAGACCACAAUUUGGAGAUGAGGAUGAAGACAUUUCUGCCAACAAUAAGCGCCGAAAAAAGAAACGUAUAUCGAAUAUUCGUGCACGCUGUAGGAAAACGUUUGAAAUUUUACUGGAUGAAGAAUAUCAAGCAACGAAAGGAGGAACUACUGGUGCCUGUUAUUUUACGGCUGCCGUUCCUCCGAGCAGGCUACCCAGGAGGAAGUUUUGUAAUGUCUGUGGUUUUCAAGGUCUAUAUAACUGCAUAGUUUGUGGUCUACCAUACUGCAGUAGGAAGUGUUAUGAAAUACAUUCAGAUACGCGGUGUAUGAAAUGGGUCGCUUAA
Molecule: messenger RNA, 468 nt
Organism: Schistosoma margrebowiei
Lineage: Eukaryota; Metazoa; Platyhelminthes; Trematoda; Strigeidida; Schistosomatidae
Source: the annotation of a GenBank genome assembly